Mizuhopecten yessoensis (Yesso scallop) is the source of this 3347-nucleotide messenger RNA. RefSeq names its product phospholipid phosphatase-related protein type 5-like. Gene Ontology annotation, molecular function: phosphatidate phosphatase activity. Gene Ontology annotation, biological process: phospholipid dephosphorylation; signal transduction; phospholipid metabolic process. The record is from RefSeq and is a predicted model, not a curated record. Bases 167 to 1357 code for a protein of 396 amino acids. NCBI's taxonomy places the organism in Eukaryota, Metazoa, Mollusca, Bivalvia, Pectinida, Pectinidae. The transcript is spliced from 9 exons.
CAAUUGAAACUGACAUUAUAAAUUUGAGACAUCUGCUACCUAAAUCUUUUACGUUUUUACAUUUAGUUGACUGUGUCGACUGGAGUACUAUUGUUAGAUGAUUAGCCUCAAGAUGCUGCUCGCGGAGUAAGGAACAGAUGUGGAAGAAAACAUCGACUGUUAAGAAAUGGCAGUUGACGAAACUAACCGGAAGGAUGGUAUAGAAACGUUCAUUGUCAAUCAAACACGAGAGGAUGAUGGAGGGGAAGACACUGAGAAAAAGGCGCGAAAAAACAGCCUCGUUUUAGCCACAUUUUUGUUGGAACUGAUAAUACUUGUUUUCAUGGUUGUGUUGGAAUACUUUCUCAGAUGGACGACACUGUUCCCGAUCGUUCGACUUUCCUUCUCCUGCAAUGAUCCGUUAAUCAGCGUCCGGUCCGCCGAGUCCGGCUUCUCCACCUUUAUCUACGAGGGUAGUGUGCCCCACGCCACGAUCUAUGCCCUGAGCUUCUGUGUUCCUCCUUUCGUUGUACUUGUAGGUGAGAUUGGGGUUUGGGCCUUUACUGACGAGAGGCAGAAACCAAUCUGGUUGUCUUGCAAUGGUAUGAAGGUUCCGCAAGUUGUUAGAAGACUCAUCAGAUUUACAGGAGUAUUCGUAUUCGGGGCGUUCACAGUGAUGGUGUUUGCAGACGUGACGAAGCUGUUGACGGGUCGACUCCGCCCAGUUUUCCUGGAGCUAUGUCGUGUAAACCACACGCUUUGUGACGCGCAGGGCGGUCAAGGAAGUGACGAACUCUGUACCGAGACAGACGAAAUGAUGCUUAGAUACGCCAGAACCUCCUUCCCGUCGAUGUAUUCCGCAUUGUCGGCCUACUCAGCAGUAUUCUUGGCGAUCUACCUGCACGGCGCCCUGCGCACUCGUUCCGUGCGCAUCAUCCGACCGUUCCUGUCGCUGGCGUUUGUCAUGCUGGCGUUGUUGUGCGGACUACUAGAGUACGGAUUGAGGGUGUGUCACUGGGAUGACGUAGUCGUCGGUCUGGCCAUGGGCGUGGCCGUCGGAGUCUACUUUGGAUCGGCCAUUCUCCACAACUUCCGGGAACACGUGCCGGAAAAGAUUGUUUUGUCUCUUCUACAUCGCUUUCUAUUAGAUAACCAGAUAUUAGAGGCACUCAUAAAAGAGAGUGGGCAACUUAAACUUCCGGAAAACAAAGACUUAUACAUUCCAAGAGCACAUAUGAGACGGACAUCCGGUUUGGAAGAUGAUGACACAAAACAGAGAGCCCGGAUGUAUGACCACUUUCAACGCGAUUUAUCGACAACAGUCGAUCACUUCCGUGAGAGGAGGAAUUCGCAAAUGGAUCCUACCACGCAGUUGUGACGUCAAUAAGAAGAAGUCGAUUAAGUAAUGAUGGCAUUAACGACAAUUUAAUUCGGUGUUAUGUACAUACGCUUUUAUCGUCUAUUAUAGUUUUAUGUAUAGUGUGACUGUUAUGGUGCUGUUCCUGUAGAGGAGCACGGUAUAAUCAGCACAAUUAUUAUAGAUAGUUUAACCAUAAACAUGAGGAUCAUCUUAAGCCCAUACAACGUAUUUAUGUUCCUAUGUUAUUAAGAGUCAUGAUGACAGUAUGAUCUAACAUACAUAUGCUCCCGAUGUCAAAUUUUGAGGUAAUCCGCUCCUUUGUCAGAAAAAAAGUCAUCAAAUAGUUGCAUUACAUGCACACACAAGGAUCAACUUAACUAUCACUUCUGAACGGUAGCAUUAGUGUAUAUAAAUAUAUCCCUUCGGCUGACUUGUGUCUAGACUGCUCACUUAUGUCAUAUUUUUUCGAUAACUGGUCGUUAUCAUAGACUUAAUCCUUACCAUUACAAGCAUAUCUACGGUACUCAUCUAUAAUAACAUUUUACUGUCUUGAAAUUUGAAAUAAGUCUACUUUCAUAUCGUUUUGAAUGACUGGUGCUGUGCGUGGCUUUCCUGCCCCCUGCCCCCUUUAUUUUAUUAGAUUCCUUUUAGGGCCCCACAUCUGUUCACACCCUCUCCAUAUGACCUUAUCUAGUUCCAGGACGCAAAGCAAAACCCUGAAAAAAAACCCAAUCAAAACAAAAGGCAUACACAGAAAAUAUAUAGGCGUUUAUGCUAGGAUGACAGCGUACCUGUCUCCCUUUGCGUCUUUGUGUGGGCCCUUGUUUUUUCACGAUCUAUUUUUUUUAUUGCAUCGAAGAAAAGUGCACACACUGUCAAAAGUUUGCUUUCAAGUUGUCAUAUUUCUCUGCACUCCAUCCAAUGACGCUUACAUGAUUACUGUAGUUUGCCUUGUAGUGUUGUGUAGCUUUAUAUCAAUUUUACAUGUGAUUGUCGCUACAAAGUGGCCGAUUGCCAUGAAAAUUUUAUAAUUGUUAUUGUUCACACUUUAUGCAUGGUUAUUAGGUUGUUUUCGUUCAGUAUAAUAUGUCUCAAUCGCUGUCCCAUACAAGUAGCACUCGUCGUUUCUUAACACAUUCACCCCUACAGACACAUUUGAACUCUUCUAAUUCAAAAGUUGGACUAGUUCAUUAUGAAAUUUCAGGGAUGAAUAAGUUAAAAGAAGAGCGUUUCGUUCUGCAGCGUUAUCAUCUAAUGUCUGUACCGUCGCCAUCACUGGCGUCUAGACACAUUGGUACAGUGCUAUUUGUUUCUUUUUCAGCCAAAUAUGUGAAAUUCAGAAAACAUCGUUAUAUCAAUAUAUAUGACUUGAGAAACCAAAAUGAAUUAUUGCCUCUACUACAAAACUUGGGACCGUGAUAUCUUCUCUUGUGACGUACCCAAUUUCUUGGCCGUGUCUCUCAAAGCACCUCUGGUAAGCCCGUAGUAAGGGUAAUGUGACUGAAUGGAGCGUCAUGGUACCAUUAGGGCAUUUCAUUAAGAUGUCCCUUCAGGGACCCUAUCAUCUAUUUACACUCUCUCCAUAAAAAGCAUACUCUCCAUGGGUUUCCCAAUUUAUUAAACAUGUUGGAUUCAGCAUUAACUAAAAUAAUAAAGCAAUAAUAAUAUAAUAAAGGAAUGCCAUUUUCGUAAACGUUGUAGUUGAUUUAACAUUGUGUACUAUUGAGUGAAUCUUGGUUGAAUCAGUUGGAGAUAUACAACGAAAUAUAUAUACGAAUAAACAUCAUCCCUCAAUCAAUAUCCUUGCUCUCUGAACGGUACAAUCUAAAACAUCAUAACGUCAACAUUUUGAUUAACGAUUCGUUUGACAAGUUGUUAUUGUUGUCAGAGAAUUGGUGGUGUUUUAUUUCUGCUAAUCAAUAUGGAUAUGACCGAUAGUCACUGAGCCAAAUCAUAACAUAUCGACAAACCAUGUUAUACUUAUCAAUUAUACUUAACAUUAAAAUUC